AUGCCCAUUCAGCAAAACAACUUUUCUAGCCCUCGGCUGGGGCUGAAUAUGGAUGCCUCCCGAGAGACUCCUUCCACUGAUGGCCAUGCAAGUGAUAUAGUUACAGAAAGAUUCCUGGUUGAGUCCAAGGAGUCCAUAGCUCACACUCAGCUCAGUUGCAGCACACAGCACUGUGCCUUCCCUCUAGAUGGGAACCAGCUCUGUGUGUGGAGCCCCAGGGGUCCUUCUCACCAGCUUUUUGGCUAUUUGGGGGUGACACGUGUAACUGCUGACUUACAGGGGAUGCACAUUCUUAGUACACAACGCCAAGGAAUUUCCCAAGUGACUGUGCAAGUCUUUGUCUUUGCAGAGAUGACUCCGCAAGGGACUGUCCUGAGCACCUUUUCAGAAACUGUGCUGUGUUUGAGAUUUAGUCUGGAUGAUGGCGCUGUUGCAGUGUGUUCUGGAAACAAAAUAUCCAUACUGGAUGUGGAGAAGCAAUCUGUACUAGUGGAGCUGCAGGGCCACCACGGCCCUGUAAUGGCAGUGGGGUUCUGUCCCUGGCAAGUACACAUCCUCAUCUCUGUGUCUGAAGACAGAAGCUUUAAGGUCUGGGACCAUUUUGUGGGAUCAUUAAUAUACAGUUCAUCCAUCUUAACAGCAUAUCCUCUCCUGAGUUUAUUUAUUCAUGAGGAAAACCAGAAGCUGGUUACUGGGUCUGCUGAUGGCCAGCUGUGGAUCUUCAGUUUGACAGAGAGACGUCACUACCACCAUGUGGCACAUGUGGACCUAAUGAAGAAACGUGAGACUUUAUCCACCCGAAGUUUGAAGGCUGUACCGUGUAGCCUGCCAGGUCCCACCUCCACCUCCAGCUCCUCACCUGUAUUCUUCACCUCACAGAUCCUACCUCCACCUCCACCUCCAGCGCCUCAUAUGCUCUGCUCCUGCUUGUCCACAGUUCCCUACAUCUCUGUUCACCUGUCAUUGGUCACCAAAAGUCUGUAUAUGGAGAGGUUGAUUGAGAUGGAAGAGAGCUCAGAAAUGCAAGCUCUGCAUUGCCGGGCCAGGGAACAGAGCACUCCCUGCAGAUUUUCUUUGGAGUAUGCCAAAUGCCUGUGGAUUGGAAGCUCGACUGCUUUAUUCAUAUUUAACUUGGCAAACUUUGAAUUGGAAGCUGCUUUACAUUUCAAGCCUUGCUCUCCCUGUGUGGUGGUACUCUGGCUCAUGUCUGGAUUCCCCCAAGCUGAAUGUGUAACAAAGGACCCAUCUCUUUCCCUGUUGUGUCCCCAGUUGUGGGCUGUGCUUAGUGUGUUGGUGGCACUUAAACAAAUGAGUCAGCUUCUUAUUUUUCUUUACUUACCUCUUAAGCAUUGUCUAUUUGUCUUUGAUGAAAAUCAAGAUUUUCAGAACCUGAGUGUCCAAGUUGGUGGGUCCUGCACAGUGAUGAGUGAGGCCACCAGCUCCAAGGCAAUGUGGAUACUCACCUCCAUGUUUGGGAAUAAGAUUGCUGUGUUAGAAAUCAGCCUGACUACUCUGCUGAACUCUCAGAGAUGCCCUGGUCCAGGGAAGAUACUCUCCGUGCUGGCUGGUUCCUGUGUCCUACCAUCUUCUCCACUGUAUUUUGGAAUGGUUAAGGGAAAAUGUCUUAAACCUGCUAAUGUAAAAGGCCCUGCUGUGAAGAGCAUCAUGGUGGACCAGCCUCUGGUUUUCCACACUAAAGUUAGGUCAUCUGGUUAUACAUCCGCACCACAUGUAACUAUGUUUUCACCAAAGACUAACAUGAAGUACAGUAACAACAGAUCUUCAGAACGCAAGAACAGUUAUAAAUGUGACAAAUACUGUUUGGAGAGUUUCCUGCCCCACAAGCUCAGCAGGCAGGUUGCUAUGGCCCAGGAGCCCGUGGCAAUGAACUGUCUGCAGUUCUCAGGUGAAGGUCGGCGGUUGGCCUGUGGCUUAGCCAAUCAUCUUUUCCUGGUCUUUGGUGCUGGUCUUUUUGGAACACCUGCCACUUUUUCAGGUCACAAUGGAGUUGUGAGCACUGUCUGCUGGAGCCAUGACAAGAAGUGGUUGCUGUCUGUAGGCUGGGACCAGACACUGAGGGUGUGGUCAGUUCGUAGGAUGGAGCUCACGUUGCUUUUGGGCCCAGAGUCGCUCCCCAAACAGGCACCAUCUGCACAGCUCUACCACACGGACACUUUCAUACUGUUGUCCUCCGGCCCUGAGUUCCGGCUGCUAAAGUGCCCCCUUGAGCCCUGCAGGGUGACAUUCGAAGGUAGGUAUAAACCAAAGAGCAGGUGCAAGUCUGUUUUUAGGCUCCCGAUGACCAGUGGGUCAGAUGUGACCAGUCUGUCAGCAGUAAAUGACUUUUACUCCUACAUGGUUCUCACAGCUGGCCAGGACAGGACUAUGGGAAUUUUUUAUCUCAAUGCUGGCUGAAGUGCUACUGUGAUAGCAGAAGCCCAUACACGGCCUGUCCAUCAAAUCUGUCAAAAUAAGGGAUCAUCAUUCACGACUUAACAGUCCCUAGCAUAUAAUCUUUUCCUGACCACAGCCAUUGGUGAUGGGAUUCACCUGUGGGACUUGAGGACCUUGAGGCUUACAUGUAUGAAAUGGGCUCAAGCAGCUUUCUGCACUGUCUGGCAGGACACACAGACACAGUUACUGGAGUGGCCUUCAAACCUGUCACUCCUAAGGGCCCAGAAGAGGGAGACAGGCAAUGGGCUGCAGCCAGGCUGGGGCCAGCUCAUAGAAGAGGAAUACAUGGACAUGGCAGGCCGACCCUCCACUGAGACCGACUCUGAACGUGUGACCCACACACCUACCACCAAGAAGUUUUUCAGAUAUGUGGAGGGUCAGUGUGGAUGGAGGCGAAAUGAGGAAGGUGCAUUGCUACUUCUGACAAACGACGCCCAUGACUGCAGAGUUCACCACAGAAGAGGAGGAAAAAGUACCCAAGAGCAGCAGCUACUGUGGGAGCGUGAUCUCCUCUGCAGAGGUGGCUCAGUGUCGGCCACCACGCUGCUGAGCACAUGCAAUAUUGCUUCUGGCUUCAGAUCUUAUGCCAAGUGCAACUCCUCUCUCUCUGAUAACAGCCCACAUUUCAUAGAGCGGGAGCCAGCAUGGGGCCACCAGUGCGUAAGGCCCCUGCUGGAGGAGGCUGUGGAGGACUCUGGUUGUGCAGUGCGGUGUGUAGACGUGCAGCUGCUAAAGAGUGAGACAGCGAAGGGCGAUCUUGGUGACCUGUACACGUGGUAUCAGAUUUGCUCAUUCUGCAUGCCUGCGUUCAUCCCUGCUCACUUGACGCUGCCCCCAUUCACUGUCAUGCGCUCAUCUAACAACUGCUAUGGCUGCUCAUGA
Nannospalax galili (Upper Galilee mountains blind mole rat) is the source of this 3336-nucleotide messenger RNA. RefSeq names its product WD repeat domain 27 (gene Wdr27). Gene Ontology annotation, molecular function: protein binding. Lineage: Eukaryota; Metazoa; Chordata; Mammalia; Rodentia; Spalacidae. The record is from RefSeq and is a predicted model, not a curated record.